Molecule: messenger RNA, 3079 nt
Organism: Photinus pyralis (common eastern firefly)
Lineage: Eukaryota; Metazoa; Arthropoda; Insecta; Coleoptera; Lampyridae
Gene: nAChRbeta1
Product: acetylcholine receptor subunit beta-like 1
Exons: 9
Coding region: 267-1808 (513 amino acids)
Biological process (GO): monoatomic ion transmembrane transport; regulation of membrane potential; nervous system process
Cellular component (GO): neuron projection; postsynaptic membrane; synapse
Molecular function (GO): acetylcholine-gated monoatomic cation-selective channel activity; transmembrane signaling receptor activity
Source: RefSeq, a predicted model, not a curated record
UCCGUGGGGGUGGUGUCAUACUAGGAUGCACGCUGUCGUUCUCGGAAUGACUCGAAGGGUGUGUGCGUGACCGUGCCAAAAGCGAGUGUCGUUGUGCUAUGGUGAAUAAAAACCAUCAUGUUACGAUCACAUAAGUGGUAUUUAAAAGAGUUUCCCGUGGUGCGUCACGCGGAGACUCAUACUCCUAUUCUAAAUAUACACAUGGACUUCAUUUGCCGUGUAUUGCCUCGAUGAUUUGGUAAGAACAGCUAAGAGCAGCGCUCGCGAUGUUGAGGACUAUAAAAUUAUUGCCGUUUUUGUUCUUCGCAAUGAAUCUAAUCGUACUAGGUGGCUGUUCCGAAGACGAAGAACGUUUGGUGCGCGAUCUAUUCAGAGGAUAUAACAAGUUAAUUCGGCCAGUUCAAAAUAUGACAGAAAAGGUUGAUGUUCGCUUCGGCCUUGCCUUCGUUCAAUUAAUUAACGUGAAUGAGAAGAAUCAAAUUAUGAAGUCAAACGUAUGGUUACGUUUGGUGUGGAACGACUACCAGCUUCAAUGGGACGAAGCUGACUACGGUGGAAUAGCUGUACUGAGAUUGCCUCCAGAUAAAGUUUGGAAACCCGACAUAGUGUUGUUUAACAAUGCUGAUGGGAAUUAUGAAGUAAGAUACAAAUCAAACGUUUUAAUUUACCCGAACGGCGAGGUUUUGUGGGUACCUCCAGCAAUUUAUCAAAGUUCUUGUACAAUAGAUGUUACUUAUUUUCCUUUUGAUCAACAAAUAUGUAUAAUGAAAUUUGGUUCUUGGACUUUUAAUGGUGAUCAGGUCUCCCUUGCGUUGUAUAACAACAAAAACUUUGUAGAUUUAUCCGAUUAUUGGAAAUCUGGUACGUGGGAUAUUAUAGAAGUUCCCGCCUACCUCAACAUAUACGAGGGUCAUCAUCCUACGGAAACUGACAUUACAUUUUAUAUUAUCAUUCGUCGCAAAACUCUAUUUUAUACCGUCAAUUUAAUACUUCCUACAGUGCUAAUAUCGUUCCUAUGCGUUCUCGUAUUUUAUUUACCAGCGGAGGCUGGCGAAAAGGUUACGCUGGGAAUAAGUAUUUUACUAUCUCUAGUGGUGUUCUUGCUGCUAGUAUCAAAAAUCCUGCCACCAACUUCCCUUGUGCUGCCGCUCAUUGCAAAAUACCUCCUGUUCACGUUUAUCAUGAACACAGUUAGUAUCCUCGUUACAGUAGUUAUAAUUAAUUGGAAUUUCCGAGGUCCGCGAACACAUAGGAUGCCUUCAUGGAUACGUUCGAUUUUUUUAAAUUACCUACCGGCUAUGCUGUUGAUGAAACGGCCUCGUAAAACGAGGCUUAGAUGGAUGAUGGAAAUGCCCGGCAUGGGAGUACCACCUAAUCCGUACGGCUCGCCGGCAGAUAUUCCCAAACAUAUAAGUUCGAUUGAGCCUCAGAGCAAAGUAGAAGUAAUGGAACUCUCUGAUCUGCACCAUCCGAACUGUAAGAUAAAUAGAAAGCUCAAUUCCGAUUUAGGAGUAGGAUCCGAAAGCUGUAGAAGAGAAAGUGAAAGUUCAGAAUCAAUUUUGCUAACGCCGGAGGUUUCGAAGGCAACGGAAGCGGUCGAAUUUAUCGCGGAGCAUUUACGUAAUGAAGAUUUGUACAUUCAGACAAGGGAAGAUUGGAAGUAUGUGGCUAUGGUAAUUGAUAGAUUACAACUGUACUUGUUCUUCAUUGUAACAACUGCUGGCACUGUGGGAAUCCUAAUGGAUGCACCUCAUAUAUUUGAAUACGUAGAUCAAGAUAGAAUUAUUGAACUAUAUCGGGGUAAAUAGAACAAAUUUUGGUGGCCUUUGUUCAUAACAGUUGGCUUCCUUGUAAUUGGCUAACAAAAUCAUGUGGCUUCCAUGAGUGCGCAUGGGAUGGAUCCACUACGUAUAGCAGCUGCGGUUUUCAAUUAGAGGUUUUCCUUCGUCACAAUGUGGUGCCUCUUUACUCGAUAUCACAGUAUUUUAUAUGACGGAAUGUUACACAUACUCACACACGCUUAAGUACCACACGCGCAUGUGCACUAUAUAGUGAUACAUUAGUUCUAAUACACGGUGAAACGCACUUCAAGAAGUAUAAGUGGAAGAAAAUUCGUUGAAACAUUUUAUUUAAACCGCAACAAUCAUUAAAAAAGACAUAGUGACUGCCAUUCGAAACUAUUAGUUUGUGCAAUCGUGCCCGGCCCAUGACAGUUUCACUACACUUCUGUAGUGUACAUUCAAGAUCCACUGUUUUGACGAAAGCACAUCUCCACCCGACCGCAGCGGCGACGAAGACGUACUACUAAUUUAGUGAAACUGUGAACUAAUACAACAUCCCCGGGUGAGUUCGUGUCAACAGUCAAAUAUUAAUACUGUAAUAUGUAUAGACUAUAGGGUAGACUAAAAAAUACGGGCAGUGUUAUACUGUAAAUAAUGUCGCACUACUUUUUUGGUUUUCAUUUUUGAAGGAACUCGAUCGCCGUGGCAAUUUCAUUGUUUAUGUUUAUUUAUUAAUAUAUAACAUAUUAAUAAAUAAUGAAAUAACGAAGGUGACUAUAGAGUUCUAGCUUUAUUGCUCUGACCGAACUGCCAUAUCAAACUGUUUCUUCCAUAGGAUUGACACUCAAUACCUACUUCCUUUGCACACUGUAAAACGCAGUCUUACAACAUUUCGAAUGAAGAGGUAAUAGACAUAAUGAAUGUAAUUAAUAUAUAAAUGAUCGCUAUAGGCACUAUUAAAUUGUUUUUUAUAAACUUUUAUAAGGGUCUUCCAAAUUUACAGAGGUACCAUACCAUUUUUUUAAGAUGCAGUUCUACGAAAAAACGUGCCAAUAGUUAUCAGAAUCUUAAUAUCAUAUUGUUAUUACAUAUAGUCUGUUACGACAAACGUAGAGAUAACAUUUUUAAUAAACGCGUAGGACCCACAUAUAAGUACCGUAUAGCGCUGCCUUGUGUUUCAAACACAUUACCGCUUGAAACACAGAAUUGACUAUUUAAUACAAUCAAUAAUAAUCAUUUAUCUGUUAAAAUGUUAAUGUACCAAACGGAUGCAUUUACAAUAAAAAUACGCAGAAUAA